Molecule: messenger RNA, 1415 nt
Organism: Paramacrobiotus metropolitanus
Lineage: Eukaryota; Metazoa; Tardigrada; Eutardigrada; Parachela; Macrobiotidae
Product: integumentary mucin C.1-like
Exons: 8
Coding region: 62-1072 (336 amino acids)
Source: RefSeq, a predicted model, not a curated record
GAAUUACAUAGCUUUUGUCUAAAUACAGAGUUUACAGGCGUUAAGCAGUUACAAAUUCGCAAUGCAGCUUGUAUUUCUAGUUUACAGUUUAUUCAGUUUGAAAAAGAACUGGUUUAUCACUGCCCAGCCUUUACUGCCAAUGCCAGCCGGAAAAUUUAACUUUCUUACCGACUUUUUCCCAAUACUCCAACCUGUCCCGCUGCAGCCUGCAGCGACACCGUCCCCGAUUUCCCCAGAGCAGCCAGCAAUAUCGAGAUCAGCGGCAGCCGACCUUUUCUCAUCCGAAACGGCCGAAACCGCCUUCGUCCGGAAGUGUGCGGGACAUGUAUCGAAAGCGGCGCUGAAUUGUCCUUGCGCCGCACCAGGACAUAGCUGUGCACCGUCAUACUCCGUUUGCAGUGAAAACAACCACUGUAUAUGCGAUCCCGCUACAUCGUACAUCAACGCCACAAAUACAGGAUGUACGCCGUAUCCUACGACAACAGCUUGCCCCGCAGUGACGUGCCCGACGACUACCAGCGCUACGUGUCCAGUCUGUCCAACCACGACUGCUGACACCUGUUCGACAACUACCAGCAGCACCAGCACAGCGUCGAGCACCACCACCACCACAGCAACAACAACUGCCGCUCCGUCAUCAGCAUGUAAGGCGACUCCAGAGAUAAAAGCUCCACCAAAUCCGUUAACUACAGGAUGUGGUGGCUGCAUCACCGUUCCAGCAUCGGGUACGGUUGCGUUUACUUCACCUGUUGCAGGAACCGACGAAUUUGCAGGCGGGUUAGGCGCGGGCGCAAAUACGAAUGGUGAUUAUCCGAACAACGCCUUCUGCGUAUGGACCAUCGAGGGCCCUCUCGGGAAGCAACUGCUGUUCACGGAAGAUCCCUUGGUCACGUUCAAUAUUGCUGACGGUGAUCAGUGUGAGUUUGACGCGUUAUACAUCGACGGUCAGCGAUAUUGCAUGGAUGCGCCAUUUACAACGCCCCAAACCGUGAGCAACCCUACCGUUGUGGUCUUUUCAUCGGAUUCUGUCAACACGGGCACAGGCUGGAAAAUGAAUAUAAAAGCGGUUUAGUGGUGCCGUUCUGACAUACUACUUAUUUCAAAUGCACGGAGUAGAACUGUGGACCCGUAAGACCGACAGCAAAGAUUUUUCUAGAGACAAGGGAUCGAUAAUCGCUUUGCGAUGGCAUUUGCUUGCUUGUUGUUGAUACGCGUUUAUAGUCGUUUUGUGUGGAAAUUGCAUAUUGUAAUAACUAGAAAAAUGCGUAAUGGCGUGCACUGGCAGACCGACACAAAAACCGUUUUUUUCUGUGGAUUGUGCGCACUGAAAACUUAUAAGUGUAUCUGUAGCAUUUAUGUAUUAAUAUCCUGCCGAAAUCAUUGCGGAGUUUGAAUCGCAAAAUCAGAAAAUAUAA